Molecule: messenger RNA, 1218 nt
Organism: Aphis gossypii (cotton aphid)
Lineage: Eukaryota; Metazoa; Arthropoda; Insecta; Hemiptera; Aphididae
Exons: 2
Coding region: 316-1218 (300 amino acids)
Biological process (GO): protein import into mitochondrial matrix
Cellular component (GO): mitochondrial outer membrane; mitochondrial outer membrane translocase complex
Molecular function (GO): transmembrane protein transporter activity
Source: RefSeq, a predicted model, not a curated record
CUAUAGCAUAAUAAUGUACAGUGCGCUACUAUGGCGACUAGUCGAUUAAACUAUUACCGUUAACGCCUCAUUAAUUAUUACACAAUAAACACGUACAAUAUGCGUAAAUACGAAAAUACGCAUAUUCGAUAGACGAAAGUGCGAUUGGACUCUACAAUACUAUCCGUCGAUAAUUUUCAGGGCCUGCAGCACGGCCAGACGGAUUUGCAGGAUACAGCAACACAAGGAUAAUAAACACCUAAUAAUAUCGUAUACGGCGUUAGUGUAUAGAGGAGCUCGGGCAAGUCAUACGACUUACGGCAACAAACCAUCAUCAUGACCGUGGAUACGGAAAGCACGGUCGGUUGCGAAACCAUCUCACCGCCAACGGGUCUGAUGCGCGACGUGUUCCGGUCGUUUGACAGUUUGAUGCCGAUACCGUUCACCGGAUGUCGGGUCCACUUUCUGACCAAGAGGAUGGAAUUGCCGAUCACGACUGUGUUCAAGCUGAACACGAACGGCCCCAAGCCAGCGGGCCUGUGGGUGUCGACCUUGUACGAAAUAGCCGGAUGGCAGAACUUAAACGCUUCCGCCAUGGCCGACUUGCACCCCAAGUCGGGCAGGUGGAACUUUGAAGCGAUCGGCCGGUUGGACAACAGCGGAAACUGGUUGGACGUGUCACUGGCCGGACAGGUGUGCAAAUGGUGUCAUCCCGUCAAGUUUCUGGUCAACUUAGACUACUGGUUUCCGACACGGACACUGUCCUUGUCCAUCGACCCGCUGUUCAAACACUGUGCGUUCCAAAUCUUGCAAUCAGUAACAGAUCGACUGUCGCUGGGCGCAAAUUUGGCAUUCAAAAGGGACGCCUCGUGCGACCUCAACAUGUCUAAUUUGCGGCCAAGCCUGGUGGCCAAGUACGCAGGGCCUUCUUACUUUAUCAGUGGCAGAGUAAGCACGACAGACUGGGCAACCAAAGUGGCGUACUACAAACAUUGCACCGAUUGGAUACAAUCGGGCACGGAGGUCGACGUGAAUCCGGCCAAUUCGAAGGUUACUACUCGGUUGGCGUUUCGCAUCCUGUCAGAUACGUCCGUGUUCCGGGCCGCCGUCGACACGAAUGGCAUCGUCAGCAGCUUAUGGGAGAAGCGGCUGGACGAUCGGACGGCCAUAUCGCUGAGCGCGUUCUUGAACCACACAAUGGACAACUGCGGAGUGGGCAUCGGGUUGUCGUUCGAAUAA